AUGACUUCCAUUCAUUCAACCCUUGGAGCUCUCGAAAUUGGGAUACUAUUGAUGUUACUCCUAUUUGGUAUCAUGAUCACGCAGGCAUACACUCAUUACCAGUCAAAGACUACAACCGACAAUCGUAUUCUGCGAAUAUUGGUGCCCUUGAUGCUCAUCACUGAGCUUGUUCAUACGGCCCUCAUGUGUUCAGACUUCUACACCACGUCAAUCAACGACUACGGAGACUUUCCGCGCAUUGAUGCCGCCCAUUGGACAGGAGUCUUUGCUCAGCCUGUUUCCAGCCUUUCCACUGGCAUCAUUCAGGGAAUACCGCUCUUGUCUACGAUAUUCACCGACUAUAGAUGGCCCAUUUCCGUCUGCAUCGCUUCAGCAGUUGCGGUUGAUGUGCUCAACACCACUGCUUUUUGCUACUGCCUAUGGAAAAGGAAGUCUGAUUUCGAACAUCACUCCUCGCCAGAAACAGGGAUGUUAACCUUCAUCUUCACUUCGUUGGAGCUGAUAUUUUUCCUGGUACUACCAAAUACAUCCAUGUUCUUGUGCUUCAUAUCUUUCGGCACGAAAGUUUACUCCAACUCUCUUCUUGCGUUAUUGAACGGUCGAUCGGCCCUCGUAGAGGGGCCAGCGUAG
Molecule: messenger RNA, 630 nt
Organism: Stereum hirsutum FP-91666 SS1
Lineage: Eukaryota; Fungi; Basidiomycota; Agaricomycetes; Russulales; Stereaceae
Exons: 11
Coding region: 1-630 (209 amino acids)
Source: RefSeq, a predicted model, not a curated record